AUGGUUUCAAACAAUGCUGUUCCGAUGAAGUUAAAAAGUUCUGACAGAAGAUAUGUAGUUGUCAGAACGUCAGAAGCUCAUAUGCAAGAUACAGAAUAUUUUGACGACUUAGCAGAAACUUUGACAUUUGACUUUUACAACCACUUGUUCUCAUAUUUCAUGACAUUAGAUAUUUCUAAGUUCAAUCCAAGACAAAUUCCACAUACCGAAGAGAGACAAACAUUGUUAGAAGCAAACAAGAGUGUAUAUGAACUGUUCAUAGAUGAAACUGACUUUGUGUCAUUAGAUGAAAAGUCUUUAUAUGAUGAAUAUAAACAAUAUUGUCAAGAAUAUGGUUAUAUGGCAGCUUCUAAACGUACAUUCUUGGCAAAUGUCAAAAGUCUUUUAGACAUACAGAAUGGUGUAUAUACAAAGAAAAAAUUUUCUGAGUAA
Trichomonas vaginalis G3 is the source of this 432-nucleotide messenger RNA. RefSeq lists its product as uncharacterized. The coding region runs from base 1 to 432 and encodes 143 amino acids. The transcript has a single exon. Lineage: Eukaryota; Parabasalia; Trichomonadida; Trichomonadidae. The record is from RefSeq and is a predicted model, not a curated record.